AUGAAUAAUAUGCCAAAGGAGUUGUUUUGGAACUCACACGAGAUCGGACAGAUAGAAGGCUUCUGGUAUUUCAUGGCGGUAAUGGAUGGCACCGCCGCAUUCAGGUCCGGAUUCGAGCUGAGAAACGACGACAUUCUCUUGACAUCCUUCACCAAAACCGGAACCACCUGGCUCAAGGCUGUCUGCUACAACAUCCUCGACAAUGAAGUAGGAGAAGACAUUUUGGCAGAAAAGAACCCACACGAAGUGGUUCCCACUCUCGGGAAGCGCAUCGCUCCUUCACUCCCUGGUAAGCGCAUCACUCCUUUCUCCUCGGCUUCCUGGGAAGCGAUUCGCUCCUCGACUUCCUGGGAAGCACAUCGCUCCUCGGCUUCCUGGGAAGCGCAUUGCUCCUUCACUUCCCGGGAAGCGCAUUGCUCCCUCCGCUUCCUGAGAAGCGCAUCACUCCUCAGCUUCCUAGGAAGCGCAUUGCUCCUUCGCUCCCUCGGCUUUCCGAGAAGCGCAUCGCUCCGUCGCCUCCUGGGAAGCGCGUCGCUCCUCGGCUUCCUGAGAAGCUCAUCGCUCAUCGGCUUCCUGGAAAGCGCAUCGCUCCCUCGGCUUCCUGGGAAGCGCGUCGCUCCUCGGCUUCCUGGGAAGCGCGUCGCUCUUCAGCUUCAAUUUGGUGUUGUCUUUGUGUCUUCUGGUUCCGACGAUUUCAUAUUUCUUAUCAAAAAGAGGAAGAAAAUGUGGUCUUUCUUUUUUAUGAUUCAGAAAGAAGAAGGUAGAUGA
Messenger RNA from Linum tenue, 768 nucleotides. Lineage: Eukaryota; Viridiplantae; Streptophyta; Magnoliopsida; Malpighiales; Linaceae. The record is from the annotation of a GenBank genome assembly.